AUGGAUUCCGUAUCAAGUGUAGCUCAUGAUAAAACAUUUUUGUCCACUGCACAUAAAACAUCACUACUGGGUUGUGGCGUACUUGGCAUUUCACAGAAAACCUUGCGAAAUACUAGUGACAGUCCAUGGUCGUUUAACAACUCACAGCUUAAUCCUUUGCAGUCUGCAUCACGACAUUCUACGACAUUUUCAGCAACACAUACACGACGUAUAAAAGAGUCUGAUAUUAGUCCAAGUACUCGAGGACUACUAAAAAGUAUAAUGCGGUCUUCAAAACUUACCUAUGCUCAGCAGAGGCAUUUAGAUAGUCUGGUUAGCGAUAGAGGAUCGUUGCCUUCAUAUCCAAGCAAUAGUAUGCAUUCUCGUGGAGGUGUUGCAUCUCCACCUAGACUGAAUUUUGGUAUGGAAGUGGCUUCGGAUCGCGAGAGGCGGACAGUUGCUCGCGCAGCUGAAUUGUCAGAGUGGAUGUCUAAACCAGGUAUCCGCACUUUAACCCAAAUCAAACAGUCGGGAAUGUACAAGCAAGAGUCAUUUCGAACCACUCCAAUGAAGGAUAUGAGUGUUCAAAAAGAGGUAUUUCAAGAUCGAUUGGAAGGAAUCGAUCGACCUAAAGACUCCUUGGCAAAGCAAUCGCGAAGGCAAGCUGGUGGGGCAAACAUGCCUGCUCCAAACCAAUUUGUGUGUUUAGAUUCAGAGCCAAUCGACGAGUUUGAUAUGAUUCAAGGUGAAAUUCAUGAGCGACGACAAUGGAUAGACGAUAUGAUUGCUCUCGGAAGAGGUGACCAAUAUAAGCGUCAAAUUCAAAGCGAAAUUGCUCAGAGAAUUGCAAGGCUUGAGCGGAUUCAUAAAGAAAAGGCAAAAAGCAGCGGAUUGUGAUGGAAUAUUUAACAAACCAAUCUCUUUCAAAACUCUCAUAUAGUGAUUUAGUAUAUCGAGUUUAAUUUUAAAAGACAAGGCUAAAGCUAUGUUGCCAUAACAAGUGGUGAUAUAAAAGUGAAGGCAGAUGCACGGUUCCAUCAUUUAAUUAAAUGAAUUAGCAAUUUUUUGGUUA
This is a messenger RNA of Batrachochytrium dendrobatidis JAM81, 1051 nucleotides long. RefSeq lists its product as uncharacterized. The record is from RefSeq and is a predicted model, not a curated record. The coding region runs from base 1 to 876 and encodes 291 amino acids. Lineage: Eukaryota; Fungi; Chytridiomycota; Chytridiomycetes; Rhizophydiales. The transcript is spliced from 6 exons.